Molecule: messenger RNA, 1241 nt
Organism: Ciona intestinalis (vase tunicate)
Lineage: Eukaryota; Metazoa; Chordata; Ascidiacea; Phlebobranchia; Cionidae
Source: RefSeq, a predicted model, not a curated record
GUCAUUUUCUGUCUCUUUAGGCUGAGAACUACCAGAACAUACGGUUAUGAUUCGAUUACUAUCAUCUGUGUUCAUUCUGGCUUUGGUGUGUUUAGUAAAUAGUCAAGUAAUCCUUGAAUCUUGUCGUGUGGAAUGCGGACAUGUCCUUGGAGUUCAAACUACUGAAGGUGCUGCUGUGCAGGCUGGCCCACCGGGUAAAAAAGGUCCUGCUGGACCGGUAGGCCCAAAGGGGCAAAAAGGCGACGAAGGCCAACCAUGUACGGGCUGUGGCGAAGAAAGUGAAGUUCGCCAACUUCGUGAAGAAGUAAACAACAUGAAACAAUUGCUGAUGCCACGCUCGUGCCAGGAUGUCUCAACAAGGAAACCGAACUGGUCAAAAGGCGGAGUUUACACCAUAUACCCUAAUCCUGGUUCACAAGUUGGCAUUCAAGUUUAUUGCGAUUUAGUAACUGAUGGUGGUGGUUGGGUGGUAUUUCAAAGACGCAAAGACGGCUCAGAAAACUUUUUUAGGGGUUGGAACGAUUAUGUUUCCGGUUUCGGGAACUUGGAAGGCGAACUUUGGCUUGGCUUGGAUGUGAUUCACAACUUAACUGCCAAUAAUGAAUACGAGAUGAGAGUCGAUUUAGAAGAUUUUAACGGCAAUAAAACUCAUGCAGUGUACAGCAACUUCGUUGUGUCGGUGGCGCCUCUGUAUGCACUUGCUGUAUCCGGUUACAGUGGUAAUGCAGGUUCGGCCAUGAUAUCAGGAAAUUUUUCGACCAAAGAUCGUGACCAGGACACCCUUGCUACAGCAAACUGCGCAGAGAGCUUCAAAGGUGGAUGGUGGUACACCGCAUGCCAUGCUGCUAACUUAAACGGCCUCUACCUGAGCGGACAACAUGAUUCGUAUGCGAAUGGUGUAAACUGGCGUCCGUGGCGAGGAUACCAUUACUCUUUGAAGAUUUCGGAGAUGAAGUUACGAAGAAAGUGACAAUCUGUGUACUUCAUGUAGCACGUCAUCUUGUACAUUGCUCCAACCAUUUUUGCAUUACAUAAAAAAAACUCCCAAAAAUAACAAUCUCUUUCAAAGUUUCUUAUUAAGUUACUCGUAAGCGGGCACGAAGUGUGUGAAACAGAACACCCGUGUCAUAAUUACUGUCUUGCCCCGCUACACGAGAAAAUGCGUGUAAUUCAUUUAUAUCAUUAAAUAUACUUACAGUGAACAACCUCUUAUAGAUUAAACAAAACAACAGUAUCCGGUC